Molecule: messenger RNA, 267 nt
Organism: Scutellospora calospora
Lineage: Eukaryota; Fungi; Glomeromycota; Glomeromycetes; Diversisporales; Gigasporaceae
Source: the annotation of a GenBank genome assembly
AUGAAAAUUAAUUCUGAAGAUCUUCAUUUAUGGUUAAUGGCCUUGGAGAGUGACGAUGAUAUGGUUGAUUCCGAUAAAUUGUCCUAUGCUGAAAUAGAACAAGAAACUUUAGUAAUUGACGAUAUUGUAGAUUUGACACAAAAUUAUUUAGAAGAAGGUGAAAGAGAAAUGUUAGAUACCAACGAUGACUACAAUUUGCAAGCCAGAAAUAUGAGUUAUUCACCGGAGGAUUUGGUGGCUCGAUUUUUAGAACAACUAAAUGAUUAA